AUGUUUGGGCUGGAGCAGUUCGGUCCUCAGAUUAAUAGUAGGAACGUCACCGAAAAAAACUUCAACCAGCCCAGACUGAGUAUGAGCUCCCAUUAUAAGAGCCAGGGUUUUCACUCAGGAGGCACACCAGGGAUGGUGGAACAAGGUCUGGGACCCUUAAACGAACCUGCGAUGCUGGGAAUGAACAUGAACGUAAACGGCGGAGAGCAAUACAGUGGAUUCCACUCCCGAGGUCACUCAGACAUGCACGCCGGAGGCCUGCAACAACAGCAGCCGCAGGCACCUGUCCACGGGUUCUUUAACAACCAGCAACCUCACGCUCACCCUCACAGCCACCAGAAUCACCCCCAUCAGCAUCCACAUUUUGGGGGCAAUUUUGGAGGUGCGGAACCAGGGUCCUCUUGCCUACAUGGGGGUAGAAUGGUGGGCUAUGGGGGCAGUGGCAUGACUCCACAGCAGGGCUUCUCUGACAGCUUUGACCCACUGUCUGAGGGCCAAGGAGGGGAGGGAUACCCCCAGCAGCAGGGACAGCAGCAAAGGCCUGGCUCUAUGCCUGACUACCAGCAUCAUGGCACCCCCAGUGGGAACCACCCCGUCCCUGCACCUUGCCUACCUCUUGACCAAUCACCCAACCGGGCUUCCUCAUUCCACGGCCUCCCCUCCUCCUCCUCAUCCUCCUCAGAGAGCCACAGCAUGGAGCCCAGGCGUUUGCCCCCUGCGGGUGGUGUUGAGGGUUUAGACUACAGUUACUCCAGUGACACACCGUCAGGACACUUUGACGUUUCUGUGUUUUCUCCUGCUGAGUCAGAGUCCCAGCUCCCCCAUUUCGGGCAGCCGGUGAGGCAGGUGACCGCGGGGGCCAAUUUUCCUGGAAAUCCAGGGCUGUCUCGGGCUGCAGCCAUGCAGGGAAUCUCCAAAGGACACCCUCAGCCCCCAAGCCAGCAGCAGCACCCGCCAAGCCAGCACGGUGUGUUUUUUGAACGCUUUGGAAAUGGUCGUAAGAUGUCUUUGGGCCUGGAGCAAAAUGUCGGUGCCAGGCAUCCCCACACGCAGCAGCAGUCGGCCAGUUUACUCAGCCGACAGAAUUCCUGUCCUCCGUCCCUCCCCCGACACUCCCAGCCGGAGACAGGCUCCUCAAACUCCAGCAUGCAGGACGGCAGCAUCAUGAUGCCUGGCCAGCAUAACCAGUUUGAAUAUCCCAUUCACAGACUGGAGAACAGAGGGAUGCAUCCCUAUGGGGACCCCAUGUUCAAUAUGCAACCACCUCCACCUCCCAGUCAGAGGCUGCAGCAUUUUGACUCUCCAUAUCUAAACGUUGCUAAGAGGCCCAGGUUUGAUUUCCCAAAUUCUCAAGGAGCUGACGGGUGCGGAUCCUGGAGCAGUGGCAUGCACAACCCGCCUGGAAUGGAAAACCACCUCUCCCCCUCACCCUACUCCGGUCUAACCGGGGAGUUCACGCCUCCAGUGACCGAUGCCUUUCCUCCUGGUCCAUCGCUCCAGCACGCUGGCCCCGAACCACAGUCACUGCAGCAGCGGCAGAAUGCAGCGAUGAUGAUUAAACAGAUGGCUUCCCGCAGUCAGCAGCAGAGAAUGAGGCAGCCCAACCUGCAGCAGCUUGGUCACCACGGAGAUGUGCCCCAGGGCCCCAUGGGAAUGCCCCAGCCUGGCUUUGAUAGAGAGAAUGGAGGGAGAAUGAUAAAUUUUGAUGGACAGAACCCCCGCAUGAACCAAGAGAGCGGCUGGUUUCCAGGACCCCACCCGCCUGCGGAAAUGCUGGGGCGAUGCAUGGCAGGCCAAGGUGGGGAUGUCGGGCCGCACGAUCUGCAGCAGAAUGGUGCAGGUAUGAUGUUCAGGCCUGGAGUGAAUGGCAUGGCAAUGCAGGAGCCCAUGCGGAUGGUCGGAGACGGACACAUACAGCCCUUACACUCCCCCAGUAUCCACCCACAGUUUAACAGUAACAUGGGGAACCUCUCACAGAUGCAGUCACCUGGUGCAGGUGUGGGGAUGCCCAACACACCAUCUGAGAGGCGUCCAAAUGACUUCUCAGGGUCACCCAUAGGUGCACAGCCAUCCUUCCCCUAUGGCUCUGGUCGCCAGGGAGCACCCCAUAAUAACCCCCAGGGGGUUAGUACGUCUCCAGGAAACUUUGCCCCCCAGUCAGAAUUUCCAUCAGGCCAGCGUUCCUCCGUCAGUAAACUGGGAGCUCUGUCUUUGGGUAGUUUCAGUAAAACAAGCAGCAAGGACAGUGUUUUUGGGCAGAGCUGUCUGGCAGCCCUGUCUACAGCCUGUCAGAACAUGAUCGCCAGCCUCGGAGCCCCCAACCUCAAUGUAACAUUUAACAAGAAGACACCAGGUGAGGGAAAACGUAAGCUGAGUCAGACAGAGCAGGACAUGAACACUGGCGCGACCAGUGGAACUGCUGGUGCCGGGCCAGAAUAUUUCCCAGCGGGUGGUGUUUCACAGAGUGGGCCAAUUCCCAGUACUGGGAACAGCAAUGUGAAGACCACCGGUCAAAACCAAACGGUGCAGGGGGAAGCCAGUACCCUCUCCCCAAAUUACAACAUGGACGCUACCCCGUGCAGUGAGGGGAAAGCGGCAGCAGGGUGUGGGAGAGGGAGAGGGAGGAGAAAAAGAGACAGUGGACAUGUGAGUCCCGCUGUGUUUUUCACCUCCGACAACAGCAACCCUGUUGUGAGUCCCACGCAGCAGUCGGCCGCGGUGGCUAGCGCUGCUGAGAGAGGUGGGGGUACGCCUCAUGAAAAGCCACUCACCUCUCCCUCCUGGGGGAAAGGGGGAGACCUGAUACUGGGUGAUCAGGCUGACCUCAUGUCGUCCCUGGACAGCGGCAUCCAGAGCGGCUCUAAGUCAGACGACUGCUCGCCACAUGUUGAAUUCACCGACGACAUGGGGACGCAUUUUGGAAACGAGGAUGAAGUCUCGUCCAGUUCGGAUGCUCCAGCCUCUUCUGCCAAGGCGGGCCGUAGCCCGCUGACAACCAGAGCCGAGAACGGGCUGCUGAGUGGGCAGAAAGGGCAGGGCUUGGGCCUCGCUAAUCACACUACCUCGACACUGUCAGAUGGCUACGGAGGAGUGGGUCACCCAGCAACACCUGGACUGGAGCCGGUCCGAACACCCUCCAGCUCUUCUGGACAGGGCCAAGACGAGGUCCACCCUCUGGAGAUCCUGCAGGCCCAGAUCCAGCUCCAGAGGCAGCAGUUCAGCAUCUCUGAGGACCAGCCGGUGGCCAUGAAGAACAGUAAGAAAGGCAGCGAGUGCAGCGGGCAGAGUGGAGGAGAGGGGGAUCUGGCAGGAUGUAGCCCGGACACUGGCAAAACCUCCAUGGGCACAAUAGACCUGGACACACUGAUGGCAGAGCAGCAUGCCACCUGGUAUGUGCCCAGUGACAAGACUCUGCUGGAGGGGGCAGAGGAGGACAAAACUGUGGCAUCAUGGGAGAAAAGUAAGGGCCAGAGCAUCAGUAAAGAAGAGGCUGAUGUGUGUGCACUGAGAAAAGGGGGGGGGGGGGGGGGGUCUGGAGCUGGUGGGGGUCCUGGGACAUUGCAAUGUCUCUCCGUCCACUGUACAGAUGAACUGGGGGAGUCGAAGGCCCGGGGUGGGCCGGUCUGGAGGUCCUUACACUCAGAUCUCUCCAAUCGCUUUGGCACUUUUGUUGCAGCCCUUACAUGAGGGACAAACAGAAGAGGAGAGAGGACAGGAGGCAAGACAACAGAACACGAGAAGAUGACAAAGAUGAGGACUGACUGGACUCGCUGUCAAAUACAGAACAACAGCAACCACAACACA
This is a messenger RNA of Chanos chanos (milkfish), 3804 nucleotides long. RefSeq names its product meningioma 1b (gene mn1b). The record is from RefSeq and is a predicted model, not a curated record. The transcript has 4 exons. NCBI's taxonomy places the organism in Eukaryota, Metazoa, Chordata, Actinopteri, Gonorynchiformes, Chanidae. Gene Ontology annotation, biological process: regulation of DNA-templated transcription. Bases 1 to 3687 code for a protein of 1228 amino acids.